Messenger RNA from Paraglomus occultum, 651 nucleotides. NCBI's taxonomy places the organism in Eukaryota, Fungi, Glomeromycota, Glomeromycetes, Paraglomerales, Paraglomeraceae. The record is from the annotation of a GenBank genome assembly.
AUGGGUAAAGCUAAAAAAACAAGAAGAUUUGCACAAGUCAAACGAUUACUCAAUCCUAACGAUUCUAGAUUAAAGAGUGUCCAAGAUAAAUUGAAAAAAAAAGAAGAAGAGAUUGAGAAGAAUGCCGUUAGGAAUGUCCCUCAAGUGGCUUCUUCUUUAUUCUUCAAGUAUAACGAUGCGCUUGGACCACCAUACCAUGUACUGGUUGAUACAAACUUUAUCAACUUUUCGAUACAAAACAAAUUAGAACUUGUACAGUCCAUGAUGGAUUGUUUAUAUGCCAAGAGCAUACCAUGUAUAACUGAUUGCGUUAUGGCUGAAUUGGAGAAACUUGGACCUAAAUAUCGUAUUGCACUUCGCGUUGCUCGUGAUCCUCGCUUUGAACGUUUGCCUUGUUUGCACAAGGGCACUUACGCCGACGAUUGUAUAGUACAACGAGUCACACAGGUAUUUAUCACCGUCGAUGCAUCAAUUACACAAGCUUUCCUCUCACACUAUGAUAUUCUCCAGCACAAAUGUUUCAUAGUAGCCACAUGUGAUCGGGAUCUCAAGCGAAGAAUACGGAAAAUACCUGGAAUACCAAUAAUGUAUAUCUCUCGACGUAAAUAUACGAUUGAGAGAUUACCUGAGGCGUAUGGAGCUCCGCUUUGA